AUGUUGUAUAAUGUAGUCUUGAACCCAUAUAAACAUCAAGCAAUUGAGUUUGAAGAACAUAUUCAUACUGAACAUGAAGAUGAAAUCUCGCCUGAACUCGAAGCCUAUUUACAAACAGAUCCUCAUCAUGGCUUAACUCUUUCUGAGGUACAAGAACGACAAAUGAAAUUUGGAAUAAAUAAGCUUCCUGAAAAGAGAACAAACCCAUUCUUCAAGUUCUUUGGUUAUUUUACGGGCCCUAUAUCCUAUUUGAUUGAAAUAUCUUGUGUCAUUGCUGCUGUAGUGGGUGAUUGGAUUGACUUUGGGAUCAUUUUAGCUUUAUUAAUCUUGAAUGCAGUUAUAGGUUUCUUUGAAGAAUCAAAAGCAGAGUCUGCUUUAGAUGCUUUAAGACAAACAUUGGCUUUAAAGACUCGCACCUAUCGUAAUAAUGAAUUAAUAGAGGUUGGUGUUCAUGAACUUGUCCCCGGUGAUAUCAUUAUUCUUCGUAUUGGUGAUAUCGUCCCUGCAGAUGCUCGUCUCCUAGGUUUAGGCAUCAAUGGUGAAGAAAAUAAUACUGAGCUUUUCAUUGAUCAAUCAGGUUUAACUGGUGAGUCUCUUCCUGUCCCCAAGAGGAAAGGAAACACAGUUUAUUCCUCUAGUGUAAUUAAACAAGGUCAACAGCUUGCAAUUGUAACAAAAACGGGUAUAGAUACGUUUAUUGGACGUGCUGCUAAUUUAAUUGCUAUUACCACAGAGGAAGGCCACUUUCAGAAGACGAUAGCCAAGAUUGGAAAUUUUCUAAUUUGGUCUACUAUCCUGUUAGUACUGAUUGUCUUUGUCUAUCAAAUGAUUCAUUUCCGUGGUACUGAUAAGGGGAAUUGGAAGCUUGUGCUAGAGAACUGUCUGGUUUUAACUGUGGCUGCUAUCCCGGUCGGUCUCCCUACCGUCAUGUCCGUCACGAUGGCUAUAGGUGCUAAACAAUUAGCUGCAAAAAAGGUCAUUGUAAAACGGUUAACAGCUGUAGAAGAAUUAGCUUCGGUUUCUAUUCUUUGUUCCGAUAAGACUGGAACCUUGACUUUGAAUGAGUUGACAUUUGACAAGCCCUGGUUGAAAAACGAUUACAGUGAGGAAGAUAUCUUGCUUUACUCUUACCUGGGUGCUGAACCUGGCACAAAUGACCCUAUUGAAUCCGCUAUACGUCGCGCUGCUGAAUCUCAACUCGACAUUCUUCAAAAUCGCAAAAAUAAUCGUGAUAUACCUGGUUAUAAGGUCAUUCAGUUUAUUCCUUUCGAUCCUGUUACGAAAAUGACAAAGGCGACCGUCGUGGAUCUGACAAGUAAUGAAACAUGGUCUAUCGUCAAGGGUGCCCCUCAAGUCAUUACAAAGUUAGUAGGAGGUGAUGAUGAAGCCGUUCAUGCCGUCAACUCCCUUGCUCGUCGUGGAUUACGUGCUUUAGGGGUGGCUAAAUCAAUAAAGGUCAGUAGUCAUGAAGAAAAAGAGGAAGAAGAAGAAGAGUAUGAAAUGAUCGGAAUGAUCUCCCUUCUUGAUCCUCCACGUCCUGAUUCUCAAUCCACUAUCGCCCAAUGCAAUGCCCUCGGUGUGUAUGUGAAGAUGAUUACAGGUGAUCAACUCAUUAUUGCAAAGGAAGUCGCUGCUCGUCUUGGAAUGGGUCGUGUCAUCCUUGAUUCUCAAUACCUGAUAGACCCUGAUAAAUCUGAGAGUGAAAUUACAGAACACUGUAUUCGUGCUGACGGUUUUGCACAAGUUGUUCCUGAACACAAGUAUCGUGUGGUUGAAUUACUUCAGAAUAAAGGUUUAUUAGUAGGCAUGACAGGUGACGGUGUAAAUGAUGCCCCCGCUCUUAAAAAGGCAGAUGUAGGUAUCGCUGUUGAAGGUUGUACGGAUGCUGCUCGUUCUGCUGCUGAUAUCGUAUUAUUGGCUCCAGGCCUUUCUACCAUUACAGAUGGUAUCAUCACUUCUCGUUCCAUUUUUCAACGUCUUCGUUCUUAUGCUCUUUAUCGUAUCACAUCAACCAUUCACUUUUUAUUCUUUAUGUUUAUUGUAACUUUAGUUGAGGAUUGGUCAAUGCCUGCUGUACUCUUGAUUAUGAUUUGUGUAUUGAAUGAUCUUGCUACUUUAGUUAUUUCAGUUGAUAAUACAGAAAUCUCUCAAAAGCCAGAUAAAUGGCGUAUUGGUCAAUUACUUACUUUGUCCUUUAUUCUUGCUAUUUUAUUAUCUAUUUUGUCUUUUGCAACCUUUUAUAUUGCUAGAUAUGUAUUUUACGUAACCGAACAUGAAUUGAACUCAAUCAUGUACUUGCAUAUUUCCUCAGCACCUCAUUUUGUCAUCUUUUCAACUCGUGUUCCCGGAUAUUGGUGGAGGAAUAUGCCUAAUUGGAUAUUUACUCUGUGUAUUCUUGGAACCCAAGUUAUUGCCUUAUUCUUUUCUGUUUAUGGUGUAUUUGGUGAACAUGAAGGAGUUGCACCUUGUGGUUAUGGUUGGGGUCUCUCUGUCCUUGGCAUCUCCUUAGUUUAUUUUAUGAUCCUAGAUAUUGUUAAAGUUUGUAUCUUACGUGCAUGGAAUUUUGAAAUGACAGCCAAAUUAGUACCUACCAAGACACGCAAGCAUAAAUUAGCAGAACGUAUGACUAUCGCUGAAAAGAAUCAGCAUAUAGCAGCAGCGUGGCAUACGUUUAGAGAGCCUACAGAAGCUUACACAAUUGCUACUGCAUUUAGGAAUUUUACUCAAACGUCCAGUUAAAGUUUAUUUUGUUUCUCUUAUACAUUAUAGCUCUUUUUUUCCUCUCUCAUUACAUACACACAUAUAUACAUACACAGAUACAUACAUAUAAACAUAAAUAUAAACAUAUAUAU
Molecule: messenger RNA, 2852 nt
Organism: Cokeromyces recurvatus
Lineage: Eukaryota; Fungi; Mucoromycota; Mucoromycetes; Mucorales; Mucoraceae
Product: plasma-membrane proton-efflux P-type ATPase
Exons: 5
Coding region: 1-2739 (912 amino acids)
Biological process (GO): proton export across plasma membrane; regulation of intracellular pH
Cellular component (GO): plasma membrane
Molecular function (GO): ATP hydrolysis activity; ATP binding; P-type proton-exporting transporter activity
Source: RefSeq, a predicted model, not a curated record